This is a messenger RNA of Lolium perenne, 1291 nucleotides long. NCBI's taxonomy places the organism in Eukaryota, Viridiplantae, Streptophyta, Magnoliopsida, Poales, Poaceae. The record is from RefSeq and is a predicted model, not a curated record.
AUAUCAUCCCCGUCUUCCUCACAUCAUAUCCAUCUCUCUGCCAUCUUUCCAUCUUGCAGCUAGCUAGCUUGCUUGUCACCAUAUCCAAACUUACCAACGUCCAAGUGCUCAUGGCCACUAUAUCUUGCUUGUCGCCGGCUGCUCGUUGCAGCCUCCUGCUCACGGUAGCUGCACUAGUCCUAGUGCUGAGUCUUGGGGCCCAUGCUCAUGGCGGUUACCGUGCCGGGUUGAGCUCAUCGUUCUACGAUAACUCAUGUCCUAGUACACGGGACAUUGUCCGGCGCGUCAUCCAGGACGCCCGUGUCGCCGACGCACGCUUCCCGGCCAGCCUCAUCCGCCUUCACUUCCACGACUGCUUCGCUAACGGUUGCGAUGGCUCGCUUCUGCUCGAUGACGACGUCUCAUCGGGGAUAGUGAGCGAGAAGAAAGCCCCAGGGAAUUACAAGUCUGCACGUGGAUUCAAUGUGGUUGACAAUAUUAAGAGCUCAUUGGAGAAAGCUUGCCCCGGCAUAGUCUCAUGUAUCGACAUCCUCACCCUAGCCGCUGAAAUCUCUGUCGAACUAGCUGGAGGGCCGUCAUGGAGCGUUCCCCUAGGGCGCCGCGACGGCACGAAGACCAAUAUCGAGAGCGCCGACGAUCUGCCGAGCCCUUUCGACCCUCUGGAUAUCCUUCAAAAGAAAUUCAAGAACAUGGGUCUCAAUGACAUUGACCUUGUUGCCCUUCAAGGAGCGCACACCUUUGGGCGAACACAGUGUCAAUUCACACAACGGAACUGCACAGCCAGGCAGGAUGAGGGGACACUGGUGAACCUUGAUGCGGUCACUCCCGACGUGUUUGACAACAAGUACUAUGGCAACCUCCUGCGCGGGAGUGCCCCGCUCUCGUCUGACCAGGUUAUACGUAUCAUGCUGUCUGACCCCUUCGCGGCGACAACUACUGCGCCGAUUGUUCGCAGGUUCUCCGAUAACCAGAAGGAAUUCUUCAGAAACUUUGCAGCCUCCAUGAUCAAAAUGGGAAAUAUAAGUCCAUUGACAGGAAGAGAUGGAGAGAUUAGAAAGAACUGUCGCAGGGUGAACAUGAAGUACUAUUAAGGAACAAGAUUCGAUGCUCGUUGAUGAACCUAAAAAUUAGUUAUUUUCGUUUUACAGUUCGUCAUGCAUGCUUGUAUAAAUCAUUUUUUGGUUUGUUCUAAAUGUAAAGUAUUCAUUGUCCCUUUCCGCAAAAGCUAAAUGUAAAUAUUUCUAGUUUGUUUUAUUACAAGGCUAUUUUAAAGAAAAUAUAUCUGUAGCAC